Molecule: messenger RNA, 3560 nt
Organism: Neomonachus schauinslandi (Hawaiian monk seal)
Lineage: Eukaryota; Metazoa; Chordata; Mammalia; Carnivora; Phocidae
Gene: SOX12
Product: SRY-box transcription factor 12
Exons: 1
Coding region: 468-1412 (314 amino acids)
Biological process (GO): cell differentiation; anatomical structure morphogenesis; negative regulation of transcription by RNA polymerase II
Molecular function (GO): RNA polymerase II cis-regulatory region sequence-specific DNA binding; DNA-binding transcription factor activity, RNA polymerase II-specific
Source: RefSeq, a predicted model, not a curated record
CAAGCGGGCACCUCGGUGUUUACACGGGGCGGCCCCGCGCGCGCCGCAGCGGCCCGCAGACGGCGAGGGGGAGGGGUGGUGCGCGCGCCGGCGGGGCCGCGCUGGGAGAAAGACACUGGAAGGCGGCGGGGCGGGCCGCGGCGGAGCAGGAGGCUGCGAGGAGAGCCCGCGGGGGCCGGAGGGUGCGAUUCCUCCGCCCCCGCAAAACAAUGUGCAGCGUGCGGCAGGGCGCAACUUGCCGGAGGCGGCGGGGGCGCGCCGAGCCCGCCUGAGACCGCGCCGCUGACCUUCUCCCCCCGCCGUCCGUUGGGCCCGAGCGCCCAGCUCCUCGCUCCCCAGCUCGCGGGGGCCGGGCCGAGCUGCGGGGCGGGGCCGCCCCUCCGUCGCUGCUGCCUCCUCCCCCACCCCCAGCCGCGGAGGAUGCGGACGGCCCCCGGCGGCGUCUAGCGGCCCCGGGCCCAGGCACGAUGGUGCAGCAGCGGGGCGCGAGGGCCAAGCGGGACGGCGGGCCGCCGCCCCCGGGGCCCCGGCCGGCUGAGGAGGGGGCGCGCGAGCCCGGCUGGUGCAAGACGCCGAGCGGCCACAUUAAGAGACCGAUGAACGCAUUCAUGGUGUGGUCGCAGCACGAGCGGCGGAAGAUCAUGGACCAGUGGCCCGACAUGCACAACGCCGAGAUCUCCAAGCGCCUGGGCCGCCGCUGGCAGCUGCUGCAGGACUCGGAGAAGAUCCCGUUUGUGCGGGAGGCGGAGCGGCUGCGCCUCAAGCACAUGGCGGAUUACCCGGACUACAAGUACCGGCCGCGCAAAAAGAGCAAGGGGGCGCCCGCCAAGGCGCGGCCCCGCCCCCCCGGCGGUGGCGGUGGCGGCAGCCGGCUCAAGCCCGGGCCGCAGCUGCCUGGCCGCGGGGGCCGCCGAGCAGCGGGCGGGCCUUUGGGGGGCAGCGCGGCGGCGCCCGAGGACGACGACGAGGACGACGACGAGGAGCUGCUGGAAGUGCGCCUGGUCGAGACCCCCGGGAGGGAGCUGUGGAGGAUGGUCCCGGCGGGGCGGGCUGCCCGGGGAACAGCGGAGCGCGCCCAGGGGCCGUCGGGCGAGGGGGCGGCUGUCACCGCCGCCUCCCCCACUCCGUCGGAGGACGAGGAGCCGGAGGAAGAGGAGGAGGAGGCGGCGGCGGCGGAGGAAGGCGAAGAGGAGACGGUGGCGUCGGGGGAGGAGCCGCUGGGCUUUCUGUCCAGACUGCCCCCCGGCCCCGCCGGCCUGGACUGCAGCGCCCUGGACCGCGACCCGGACCUGCCGCCCCCCUCGGGCACGUCGCAUUUCGAGUUCCCGGACUACUGCACCCCCGAGGUUACCGAGAUGAUCGCGGGGGAUUGGCGCCCGUCUAGCAUCGCCGACCUGGUUUUCACCUACUGAGCCCACCGUCAGCGGGGCGCGCACGCCCCCAAACCAGCUGUUUACAUACAGGAAUCAGGUAUUGGGGCCCCUCGGAGGCCGAGGCUGGCACCCCAUCUCCCGCGCAGCCUCCCCCCCUCCUAGACGUGCCCAUCCCCCUCAAAUCCAGACAUGCCCCUCCCCCGCAGACACACCCCAAGGCAGCCCAACCCCCACUCUUCCCCUGACAUCCAAGCCCCGCCCCGUCUUGCCCCCUCCCGCACAGCCACCAGCAGCCAGCCCCCCUCCUUUACACCUCACGUCCACUCCUACAGACCUGCACCCCUCCCCCACCUCGCACACGCCCCUCCUCGUGGCCGGAGGACACGCCCCUGCCCUUGCUCCUGAAUCCCUCCGCCUUCGCCUAGCCCGCCUCCUCUCUUGUUUAGGGGGGCGCUGCGGCUGGGCGGCACUGCGCGCUCCUCCCAUGCCCCCCUCCUCCCCUUCCCCGAGCGCUGGGGCCCGCCCCCUUCUUGCGCAUGCUUAAUGCUUCUUGGGAGGAGGGGGCCGGUCCCAGUCGAACCGCACGCCUCUGUGGCCCGCUCCGGGAAAGAGUGGGGCGGGUGUUGAGCGAUCCUGAGAAAUAUUUUGAUCCGGGAGCCGCGGCUUCUUUUCAACCCGACGGGGCGUCGCUGCCUUAAUGGGAGGAGCGCUAGGAAGGGGGAGAAAGAGACUAGCUGGCCCGGAAGGGUUUGGUUUGGAGCUUGGAACUCUCCCUGGUGGCAUAGCCCCUUUUCCUUGCGGGGUUGUCCAGACGGACGUGCACCUCCUCCUCCUCCCCCCCCUUCACCCCCGCCUACACACACACCGCUAGACUGCCUCUACGGUCUACCUUGGUCCCAGAAACUUCCCUUUUCUUUCCCCCACCUGGGAACUGGGAAUAGGGUCUUCAUCUGGAACUGCACCACGAGAGGACUGCCCAAGAAAACUCCGAACCAAGGCAUUUAUCAGUCUAUAUGGGGACAGGGUUCUUGCUGCUCCCCACCCCCCUCCAAGUGCCCCAUCACGUCAAGGCACACUCCCAGCCUGGGCUCCUCCCUACGCCCACCACUCCUUUCUAUCACUCAAGUCCUGUGCCCACAGUGACAGUAUUCAGUGGGAGAAACUGAGGCACGUUGGUACAGGGUGGGGGUGUGGAGACUGAGGCAUGAUAGCAGUCGGCGUGGCAAGAAGAGCCCCACUUUUAAACAGCUGGUGAGACUAUGGACUGGGCCAGUGAGACUGAAGGGAGGGUCAGCGUAGUGGAGGUGUGCCGUUUGCACCUGUUUUUCCAUGUGAAAACUCGGGAUAGCGCUGCUGUCUGAGGAGGUUGUGUUCAGUUCCGGGGUGCCCUCGGGGACCCUGCCCCCUUACUCCCCAAGUGUCCGCUCAAGUCCCGCCCCUCCGGCCUCCCCACGCCCCCUUCUGCCCUCACUACCUGUAUCUCACCGGCGUGUGUUCAUCCUCCUGGAUGUGCACACACUCUCAUUCACACACACACAAAUCUCAGGAACAAACGGUCCCAGAGUCCUCCUGGACCCCUGCCCAGGGUCUCCGCAGGUCUCUGCCCCACGCGUUCCCGUCGCUGACAAAGCCACCAGCUGCCUCCUUUAAGCUUGGUGCUCCGGCUCUGGGCCUUUCUCGCGCUCUCUCUCUCUGUCUCUCUCUUUCUCUCUCUCUCUCUUUCUUUUCUUUCUUUCUUUUUUUUUUUUUUAAGAAAAACAACAACAAAAAAGACAAUGAAAAAACCCAGAAAACGUCAUGUGAGUGAAGAGAUGUCACUGUCUGUGGUCUUGGAGAACUAGUCUAGUAGCUGAGGGGAGGGGUCCCUCUGAUCUGGGGCACUGGCACCCACAGCAGGACUCCGCCAGUCUGAUGCCAGGACUGAAUAAAGUGUAUUUGCCCCGACCUUGCCCUGUGGUUCUACAUGUCUGUGCCUUUCCUCAACCCCUCCCCCAGACAGUUUGCCAGAGGGACAUCCUUGUGACUUAGCACCGUGCAGGAAGAGCAGGGGGGUCCUCUGGCUCCCUCUAGCUCAGGCCUCCCUGGUCUUCAGUAAGGAUGACAAACUCAUCCCUGCAGGGCCAGGCAUGUGACAUAAAUGAGAGAGUCUGGGUUGACACUGGCUUCGUGACCUCAAGGCGAGCAGCU